AUGAAUUACGGAUUCACCCCGUCACUAGCCACGGCCGGCCUGGCUACCUCAUCAGACCUAGAUGAUGAUGUUGACGAAGACUUCACCUCAAUAAAGAAGCAAUUGUUUAACUGCGACACCACCCCAGCAACCAAGAAGCAGGCUGUGCAAGUAUUUCUAAGGGUUAGACCUAAGAGUACCUUGGAGAUACAGCUGAAGCAACCAGAAUGCUUCCACUUUCCCAAUGGCAACCAAGAGUUGAUAGCAAUCGCACCCAAGAGCUCUCAGAGUUACAAAUCCAAGACGGCUACUCACACUAACAGCAAGUACACCUUCACUAAAAUCUUUGGUCCGGAUACGACACAAGUGGAUUUGUUUGAGGAGACGCUUCUUCCGUCUCUGAAGGACUUUCUAGAAGGGCAGAACUGUUUAGUGUUUACCUAUGGCGUCACCAACUCCGGGAAGACACACACUGUAUCUGGGACCCCUAGCAACCCUGGCCUGCUCCCUAGGAUGCUGGACGUUGUGUUCAACUCUGUCCAAGAUGGAAAACUUCUCACUGAUGUCAAAUUCAAGCCCAAGCAUUACUGUGGUGUGUCUUAUCCCUCCCAAAAGGAGCUGACCUCUGAGAGUGAGAUCAAAGCAGCUAUCCUAGCCAAGGCUAUGGAGGUGGACCAGACCCUCUCCUCUACUUUCCCUGUUCUGGACGAGACUGGCAGUGAGCAGCAGGACAUCAGCUCAAUCUCCAGUGUGUCCUCCAAGGUCUCCUCCAACAUCAGCAAACUCAGCUGUGAUAGUGGAAUGAGUUUUGAGAUCCCCACUCAAGACAGCUCCACAAUUAACCUGGAUGACAGUGACCACUAUUAUUACUCUGUGUGGGUAUCUUAUGCGGAGAUCUACAACGAGUUCAUAUACGACCUCCUCGGUGACGCUCACGUGACGGGCAAGACACGCUCGGCACUCAAACUUCAAGAUGAUCAAAACCACAAUCAAUUUAUCAGAGGUCUACGUGAGAUCCAAGUGAGCACUGUGGAGGAAGCCAUGCUCCUACUGCGCUAUGGGUUGCGUCAUCGCAGUCAAGCAGCCACUCGGCUCAACUACAGCUCAUCUAGAAGCCACGCUGUGUACACCGUCAAGCUAGUCAAGGUGGUCAACCCGGACAAGCCGGCCAAUGCCCUGGUGAACAGAGUGUCCAUAGUAGACCUGGCUGGUGCUGAGAGGUCAAGCAAAACUGGAGCCAGUGGAGCGAGGGUGAAGGAGGCGGGACAGAUCAACAAGUCUCUCCUCACUCUGGGCAAGUGCAUCGAAGCAAUGAAGCACAAUCAGCUCAAGAAGGGAGAUGACCUGAUGGUCCCAUUUCGUGAGAGCAAACUGACACGACUGUUCCAGAACUACUUUGUGGGUAAGGGAGGGAAGGAAGCGAGGCAGGGCAAGGUCACCAUGUUUGUCAACAUCUCCAACAUUGCUUCUGUAUUCGAUGAGACGAUGCACGUGCUCAGAUUCUCAGCUCUCACUAGCAAGGUGAUCCCACUGGUCAAGUCCCUCCCCGGACCCACCCCCCAAAAGAGGUCUAAGACGAGUAACCUUCCACUCCCCACACCAAGCACACUCAGAGUCACACGCUCCCGGGUCCUCCCGCCCCCUACACCUAGCACACUCACACGCCCUGCAAUGCCGACGUACUCAGCAGAAGAGGACUGCUCGAGCAGCACUGACGUUGGUCCAGCACAAUGUCUAGACUGCAAGUCAUUGAAAGAGAUGGUGGGCUCCCUGCGCAGUGAGCUGAGAGAGCAGGAGUACAAGCUACGACAAGAGGUGUGCAAAGAGUUCAAUGAGCAGCUAAUAGAGAUCGAAGACAACCACAGUCGUGAGCUGGAGACGCAGGCCGAGGAGAUUGAGGAGGCGUACGAGAAGAGGAUGCACAACCUCCAAAAGUCCAUGAAGAAGCAGUUUUCGAGAAAGAGGAGAAGAAGAGAUGAUGAUGAUGAGGAAGGCAAUGGUGAGCAAAGACUGAGAGAGAUGGUCGAGCGACUGGAGGAGAGGAACAGAGAAUUGGAAGAAGAACUGGAGCUGGAGAGAGAUAGAGCUGCUGCUGAGGUGCGUGACACUGUAGAGAGUCACGAGACAAGGGUGGUGACCCUGAACAGGCAGCUGGCAGACAAAUGUGUUGAGGCUCUAGAGAGAAGCAAGGAGAUGGCUGGGCUCAAGGAGCAGCUGUCUUCCCUCCAAGGAGAGCUGGGCCAACUGAGGGGCCAGGAGGGACAGCUUGCAGACAAAUGUGCUGAGGCUCUAGAGAGAAGCAAGGAGAUAGCUGGGCUCAAGGAGCAGCUGUCUUCCCUCCAAGGAGAGCUGGGCCAACUGAGGGGCCAGGAGGGACAGCUGGUGCCUCAACUGGAGGCUCUCAAAGACAAGCUAUCUUCUGCUGAGACGUCAGCCGAGUACGCUCUGGCCGAGGUGGAGAUACUCACGUCUCGUAUCAGUGAGCUCACCAGCGAGAACGAAAGAAUGGAGGAAAUGGAGAAACAGCUGAAGGAAGCAAUAACAUCAACAGCUCCUACAAAUGACAACGACAGUGAGAGAGUGGCUUCUCUGGAGUCUCAACUAGCAGAGCUGAACAGUCAGUUGACCACCACCCAGGCUGAGCUCUCAGCCAUAGCCAGCAGACACGAGGAGGAGACAAAAUCAUGGGAGACUCAGGCUGCAGAAUAUAGUAGGGAGAAAGAGGCGUGGAUGCUCGAUAGAGCUGCUCUAACUCGAGCCCAAGCUGAGAAGGUGGAGGUCGAGCUAUUGAGGGGAGCUUACGAUGAGGAUAAGGCCAGUUUAGCUGGGGAACUCGAAUCGCUCAGGAAUGCUCACACUAGCGAGCAAGCGUCUUGGGGGGAGAAGAUGGAAUCAGUCGCUGAAACACACCUAAAUGAGAAAGCCACUCUUCAGGCUGAAUUGAGCCGCCUUGGCCAAGAGAAGAACCUCCUUGUUUCUGAGUUAGACGACUUCAAGAAGUCUAAUUCGAGUAAGAUGGAUGAACUACGAGGUGUGCUGAGCGGCGAGGUGGUCUCACUCAAGAAGGAGCAUCUCAAGGAGAAGGCUGCCUGGGAGAACCAGGUGGAGGCUCUAAAGAACGAAAUGAACUCUGUCUCCGCUAAGGUUGCUGUCAAAAAUGAGAAGAUCUAUAAAGUGGAGUCACAGAAGGAAAGCCUAGAAAUGGAUCUUAAAGAUUUGAAGGAAAUGCUGCAAGGCAAAGAAGCCAUGAUUUCCGAGCUCACAAAUCAGACAGACUCUCUGAGCUCAAGUAUCAAGAGGACAUUAAAGGAUUACGAGAUCACCCUCAAGAAUCAGACGGCUCACAUAGAGGAACUUAAGAGAGAAAACGAAGUGGCCGUGUCUCAGAGUGAGGAGCUGGCUCAGCAAUGUGCUGAUCUUGAGCUGAGGAUGAGCCGGGCGUGUGCUGCCAAGGAGGCUCUGUCUAAUCGUGUGGAGGAGCUCACCAACUCUCUGGACGACUCACGGAAGGCCCUCUCCCAAAGAGAGUCAGAGUUGCUGGACUCCUCUGACCAGUGUCGGGCCGUGCUGGAGGAGACAAUUAGUGAUCUAAAGAAGAGCAAUGCCACACUAGAGCACCAGCUGACCGUAGCCAGGGAGGAUACCAAGGCUCUGCAAGCUACAUUCACUGAGAAGGAGAGUGAGCUGUUGAGUUUGGCCAAGUCAGUGGGCGGUGAGAGGGCCGAAGUGGAGUCGCUCAAUAGCCAGAUGCUGGAGCUCACCCAGAGACACCAGACACAGGAACAGGAGCGUCAUACACUCGUUAGUGAGAUCAAAGGUACCCACCAGCUUGAGGUGGCCCAAUACUCAAUUCGUGUGCGAGAGUUGAGUGAUGAGUUAGAGUCAACAAGGGCAGAGCUUGAUGCCAAGAGGGCGGAGCUUGACAAUGUGGGGUCAUCAUACGAGAGUGAGGUGGAGAGUGUGCGGGCAGGGUGGAACGAUGAGGUGCAGGGACUCAACAAGAAGCUGCAGCAAGCAGAGAAAUCGUUGAACAGGCUGGCUGUUAUGGAAGCUGAGUUAAAAGCUUUCAAGAAAUCUUCCCAGCAGCUGAAGAAGGUAGUGGACAAAGAUAGAAAAGAGAUUACCUCUUUGAAAGCCACCGUGAACAGUCUGGAGAACACUGCAUGUGCCAGGGACCAGGAGCUGCUCAAGUUGAAAAUCAACCAUGAGACGGCCAUGCAGGCAGUAAAGGACGAGUGGAGGACGGAGGUAGGAGAGGUCAGAGCAGCUGCCCAACUGGAGCACAAGGACAAGGACCCUAUUUAUGAAGAGCUGCCAGAAGCCCCGUCAGAACAGCCUACAAUCUAUGACUCGGUGUGUGAUGGGAGUUAUGUCAAUAGCGAGGCUCCUCCAUCUAGCAACCAGACUUCUGUUGCUAACGUGCCCAAGCCAGUAGAGAGCACCGUUAACAGUAGAAGGUCUUACCUAGUAGCUGUGACCACCUCCAUUACCCCUGAUCAUGAGAGUGAGCGCAGUAUGUUGGAUACCUCCAAACCCAUGGUCCCCAUCCUGGAGUCCAGCUCUCAGCUCAUGGACGAUACUUGUCUCUCUGAGCCUCAGCGGGUGGAGAUCGAUGCCACUCCACUCCCACUCAGGAAGAAGAGGAGGAGGUUUGCCUCAAAAAAAGCCUUAGACAAGGAGAAUGCUGUCCUGAGUCCACCUCCUGAGAAGAAAUCUAAGUACCCUCUGAGGUCCAGGGUCAAGAAAGUCAAAGAACAGGAUAAUGCCUCACUCGAUAGCUUUACGCCCACCUCUCAGAAAAGCUUCAUAAAGAAACUCACUACCAAGAAGAAGAAGGUAACUCUGCCUGUGACCCCUAAGAAGGAGCAAGCGUCUCUGAACACCUCAACGGUUUCUACUCGAACCAGAACCAGGAAAAGGGGGCUCCACAAGUCACAGAUAUCUGGACCUAUUGAGUACUUUGACUCCCCCAUGAAUAUGAUCAAGCAGCAGGUCUUCGUGACAAAAGGGAUAAACCUUGGGAAAAAGUUAAGGCCACCAGCUAAACUGAUCGUACAUGACUGCUAAAAUAGACUCUGUGUUGUGUUAGUAUAUAAUUCAGUACACUGUACAUGUUAGAAAGUCUUUUCCCCCAUCGGUAUAAAUUAUAUCCCCACUGCAGCUUAUAUAAUUAUAGUGAACUUUGUUUGUCAAUUUUAAUAUGUAACUGUCAUGAUAAA
This is a messenger RNA of Halichondria panicea, 5198 nucleotides long. RefSeq names its product kinesin-like protein KIF20B. Gene Ontology annotation, biological process: microtubule-based movement. Lineage: Eukaryota; Metazoa; Porifera; Demospongiae; Suberitida; Halichondriidae. The transcript has 27 exons. The coding region runs from base 1 to 5046 and encodes 1681 amino acids. Gene Ontology annotation, molecular function: ATP hydrolysis activity; microtubule binding; ATP binding. Gene Ontology annotation, cellular component: microtubule; nucleus; kinesin complex. The record is from RefSeq and is a predicted model, not a curated record.